AUGUCGUUUGCGCUCCCUGCCCGCCAGAUUACCUUUGGCCGCAACACCCAGCAGCAGCCAUACCAGUUCCAGCAGCCCCAGCAGAUCCCCUCAGCCGGCGCCAUCGCUCUUCCCGGCGGUGGCACCUUCCAGAACACCCAGUCCACUGCCAACGGUGUCUCUCUUCCAGGGCCCUCACCCUUGUCCAACUCCUUUACCCAACCCCAGCCCGUCUCAAAGCUACCCACCCCUCCCGCAGCUGUCUCUGCCGUCGCGUCCAAUGCCGUUGCAGGUCCCUCGACGCCACCCGCGUCCCAGGUCCCUGCCACUCCUGCCGCGUUGACCCUCGAACAGCAGCACAUCACUGCUGUUGAGGGUAUCGUGCCCACCCUCCAAAACAUCGUCGCCACGGUUAAUCUGGACUGCCGGCUAGAUCUCAAGACCAUCGCCCUCCACGCUAGGAAUGCAGAGUAUAACCCCAAGCGUUUUGCAGCUGUUAUCAUGCGUAUUCGCGACCCCAAGACUACCGCGCUCAUUUUCGCGUCGGGAAAGAUGGUCGUCACGGGUGCCAAGUCUGAAGACGAUUCUCGUCUGGCGUCGCGCAAAUACGCGCGUAUCGUCCAGAAGCUCGGCUUUGACGCCAAGUUCUCCGAGUUCAAGAUUCAGAACAUCGUUGGCAGUUGUGAUGUCAAGUUCCCCAUUCGUUUGGAGGGACUGGCUUAUAGCCACGGACAGUUCAGCAGCUACGAGCCAGAGCUGUUCCCUGGAUUGAUCUAUCGUAUGAUCAAGCCCAAGGUUGUCCUACUCAUUUUCGUCUCAGGCAAGAUCGUCUUGACUGGUGCUAAAGUCAGGGAAGAGAUUUAUACCGCGUUCAACACGAUAUACACUGUGCUGUGCGAAUUCCGCAAGCCUUGA
Molecule: messenger RNA, 894 nt
Organism: Psilocybe cubensis
Lineage: Eukaryota; Fungi; Basidiomycota; Agaricomycetes; Agaricales; Agrocybaceae
Exons: 4
Coding region: 1-894 (297 amino acids)
Biological process (GO): DNA-templated transcription initiation
Molecular function (GO): DNA binding; RNA polymerase II general transcription initiation factor activity
Source: RefSeq, a predicted model, not a curated record